AUGACAAGGGGAGGGGGCGUGGCCCGCUGCAGAGGAUGCAAACAAAAGCGCAUAAAAAACUUAACCCUGUGUGUGCCGAGGGGAAAUGGCUGCUUCUCUGUGUUGCCUUCUGCGGUUGACGCGAAUGGCAUAAAAAUAAGUUGCCUUUGUUUUUUUUAUAUGUAUUUUUUUUUUCUCCCACCUCCCUCCAGAGAAUGGCGGGGAGAAUAAAGAAAAGGCGACGGGGAAAGACGGGGGGAUGCAGCAUGCAAUGAAAUAAAUUCUGUUAAUUUCAGAUGCAGUCCCACUGAGAUGUCGCAUGCAAAACGCUCGCAUCAAGUGCAGAAACGAAAUCAAAAACACUCGAACCCCAAAGGGGAAGUCAGGAGCCCGGGAAACGUGACAGAACCGCUGUUCACCGGCAGCAAUCCGGGUUUAUCCUCUGAGUUAUCCUCCGCCGGAGAGGAGACUCCAAUCUUAAUUUGUUGCAGAACAAGAGCGGAUUUUUAUCGAAACGCCAUAAACUGCCUUAUGCUGGCUUUCCUUUUCUUUCGGAUCUCAGAUGAGCUACUUUGCAAAUCUGGCCAUCACAAUUUAAAGGGACUACUAACAAUAUUAUAUUACUUUGAGAUCCGUUUAGUUUAGAUUUAGUUUUUUUUUACGUGAAAGUCCUUUUCACUUUACAGUAAUUCAAUAAAUUUUUAUCUAUUACAAAUAAUUUAAUUUGCUCAACUGUUUCUAAUAGUUCUAUUAUAUAUAAAGCUUUUUCCUGUCUGGAUUUAUUUGAGUUAGUUUAAAUUCUUUUUUUAGCUAACUAACAAAGUAAAAAUUUCACUGAUUCUGCAAACUCGUGUACGCAAAACCUAUUUAUAUAAAACAAUCCCAAGUUUUGCUAAGGGAGUCUUCUAGAUGUAAGACAUCCUCCUGAAGUUUCGCAAUCAAAACCCCCGAAAAUCUUCAAUAGCCCGCAAUAGCAUUCGCCGAAUGGCAAGUGUGUAGAAUUACUCGGGGUAAUGGGGUCACCUGCUUUCCCUUUUAAUGAACUCUUUUAUUACGAGGGUGGGCACAAUUAUGUAAAGCCUUGCUCGCUGCAGAGAGACCCUCAAUAUCUUCGUUCAAGUCGGGCGAAAUUCUUGUUGCUUUUCGACUUUGUUUGUUUACAAAACUGUCGCACACACACCCAAGCCCAACACACAUACACACACACACAUGCGGAGAGAGAGAGGAGGCGAUACACCCACACUUGCACGCCCCUUCUUCCUCUUCCUCUCUUUCUCUCAAUCCUGCGAACAUGAGCCAUUGGCAUUUGCUAACUAAACACAGUUUGUCUCCGUCCGUGUUUUGUGUCUAUGUCUGUGUGUGUGUGUGUGUGUGUGUGUUAGUGUUAUCAUGUCAGGUGUGCUACUGCGUAUGCAAGUGUGAGUGUGGAUGUGCGUUUGCCUGUGUGCGUUUGUCGCAGUGUUUCAGUUUCAUUCUGCGUUGCCUUUUACAACGAGCGACGAGCUGAAAUUUGUUCACACUAAAAAUAUUUUUACGUUUAUUUCGUUCACAGCUGGCUGCUAAUGCAGUGCCAACGAGCGAGAUGGCACUACACAGACAGGGAUGCAGAUAUCAGGAGAAGGUCCUUGCUAUCUCUUCACUACCCCCUUUCCCUCCGCCUCCCCCUCCCCCUCUCUCUUUUUGCCCCAAAAAAGUCCUGGCUUGUAACUCGACUCGUUUAUCUGUCUGAAUGUGUCUCAUCUCCUCGCUUUUUUCCUUAUAUUAUAUAUAUGUGUGUUUGUGUGUGUGUGCUUAUUUUUUAUGCUGCCUGCUGCAGUUGUUGUUGUCUUUCAGCCUCCCCCUCCUUCGGCCACGCCCCCUCUUCACCCAACGCCUCCUCUAUCCUUCGGUUGCGUGUUCAUCUCGCGUUUAGCCCGCGAGCAUGCAACACUUUUCUCGCACUCAUCCUGCUACACUCGCCAACAAAAAAGAGUUUGGGGAAAGUAUGAGCGGUGGGGGGAGCGGUUGGUGGAGCGGUUGGGGGAACAAAAUGGAAAUGGACAUGGCCAGAGGACCGGAACGCGGUAAAUGGAACGGAGCUACGCGUUAAGUUAUUUGAAUGAAAUGGAUUGUAAACGAUACCCGAAAGUUGAAUUCCACCCAAAGAAAAUAUAACUUCUAGCGUAAUGAUUGAAUUUCGUGGAAUUCAUAUUCGAAAAAAUUUUCAACUUAUUAAAUAUAGAAAUGACAGAAUAUGAUUCUUUAAUAAGCCAGCUUAAACAAGGAGGGUAAAUCCUUAAAUUAAACAACAAUUCCUCAAAUUCUUCCAAUGAUUCUAAAUAAGUUAUAAAGACGAACGCUUUAAAAUGGCAUUACAUUCAAUAUUUAAACUAACAUAAAACAAUUGCUCAAGGCUUUUUUUAAUAUUGUAAAGCAACAAUUUAUAUUUAUUUCUAUAGCUAUACUUUAUUCUUCCCGUGUAAAAAUGUAAAUGAAGAUUGAGUUGGCCAAAAGAAAGAGGAAAGAAAGCGAAGAUGCGGAACCCACAACGGCACCGCCGUCACCCCGAAUCACCAGCGGAGGCGGUAAAUUAAUUUUUACAUCCACUGCCAGCGAAAAGGAUGAAUGACAAAAACGCCCACGAAUAUGAAGCGAAGGACUCGAUGCAAACAAUGCACAACUCGAAGGUUUCGAGGACAGACGAAGGAUGAGCUCCUGAGCGGCGAGGACCUCAUGAAGGAGGAUUGCAAUCAAGUUGGCGUGGGAUUGCCUAAAUGUCGGUGCCUACCUUAAGGCGAUUGGAUUAGGCCAGGCUCUCAGGCGAAACUCAUCUCGGCAAUGGGAAUUCCACAGAGCAUUUAAUGUGGAAUUCCUCGGAGGAAACUGUGAUUGGCGUAGUGGUUCUCAGCAAAUAAAUGCUGCUAUUUAAAUUGAAAUAUUCAUGGCACGGACCAAGUGAAAUUUAAUAUGAAUUUCCAUAUUGCAAAUUCAGUUUCAUUACAAGCUAACUCACCAAAUAGAUCAAAUAACUUUGUAAAUAAUUUAAUUUGGUUCUUAGAACACAAAAGCUGUUUUUAAUGAACAACAUUUUACGUGCCGAAGAUCUUUUAUGAAAUUCUCGAAUAAUUUAAUAAGGCAUGGAACAAAAAUAAAGCAACUAAACUGAAUUCCUUUUGUUAUUAAAAUAUAUAAUUCGGAAUCUAUAAAAUUUUGAAAAUCAAAUCAAAAAUAUUUCAAUAGUUAACCAACU
Molecule: messenger RNA, 3208 nt
Organism: Drosophila ficusphila
Lineage: Eukaryota; Metazoa; Arthropoda; Insecta; Diptera; Drosophilidae
Exons: 3
Coding region: 1-210 (69 amino acids)
Source: RefSeq, a predicted model, not a curated record